This is a messenger RNA of Xiphophorus hellerii (green swordtail), 9271 nucleotides long. RefSeq names its product family with sequence similarity 135 member B (gene fam135b). Lineage: Eukaryota; Metazoa; Chordata; Actinopteri; Cyprinodontiformes; Poeciliidae. Gene Ontology annotation, biological process: lipid metabolic process. The coding region runs from base 431 to 4483 and encodes 1350 amino acids. The record is from RefSeq and is a predicted model, not a curated record. The transcript has 20 exons.
AUCCUCGAGCAUCAAGAGGGACUCUCAAUCAGAGGGAGCCUCGCGCGCUACUAACGAUGAGGUUCCCCGACCAGCACGCGCUCCGUUUGGAAUGAGAGGGAGAAGAAAAGCUGGCGAUGAACGCAGGGAGUGAGCGCGCGCGCGCAGCGACGUUGCCGCACUUUCCCAAAUUGAGAGAGAGAGAGAGAGAGAGAGAGAGUUGAAGCGCGGCAGAGAGGGGCGGCAGAACACACAGGGUCUGGGUGAAUGUAUAACCAUGGCAACAGCAGCAGCAGCAUCAGAAGCACGAGAAGCUGGGAUAUAAACAUUGCAUCCGUCCGUCCGCCCGCAAACAGACCGAUUUUUACUCCGUUUAAGGAUCGGAGCUGGAGCCGAACCCUCUGCGGACAUCACACCACAUCGCUGCUAAGGUGAUGAGUGGGACUGUAUCAUGUCUGAAGUACAGGGAACGCUGGAGUUUUCUGUAGAACUGCACAAGUUUCACAAUGUGGAUCUGUUUCAGAGGGGCUUCUACCAGAUACGAGCAGCACUGAAAGUCUCACCUCGAGUUCCCCACAGGUUGACCGUGACAACAACUGACAAUGCAGGAGAGUGCAGCUUCAGCUCCACGGGGGUGUACGACGGCAGCGUCUUCAGCCGGAUAGUUCAGAUCCUCUACAGAAACGAGGAGAUUGAUGUCAACGACUGCAUGAUCUUCAAAGUCCACCUACUACUGGAUGGAGAAAGGUUGGAGGAAGCCUUGAGUGAGGUGGACUUCCAGUUGAAGUUGGAUCUUCACUUCACAGACAAUGAGCAACAGUUGGCAGAGAUAGUGACAGUCCCGUUGAUCAGCAGUCGGACUCUGAGGCUCCACUUCCAUCCGCGGCGAGGCCUUCACCAUCACGUCCCCGUCAUGUUUGACUACUUCCACUUGUCUGUCAUUUCUGUCUCCGUGCACGCCUCACUGGUUGCCUUACACCAACCGCUAAUCAGCUUUGCGCGCACGGGGAAGGGCACCUGGCUGGGGAAAGGCUCGCCUGAGAGCGUGAGCGACCCGUCUGCUGUGUCUGUGGAGAACCUGGUGUUCGGAGCUGGCUACUGCAAGCCUGUCAUCUCUGAGGGAAGCUUUUAUGUGCCCAGUGAAAACUGCCUGCAGAGAGCUCAUACGUGGCACCGGAGGCUCUGUCGCCUCCUGCUGGCCGCGCACAGAGGGCUGCAUGCCUACUGCAGCUCGCUGAGGCAGGAGAUCCCGCAGCUGCAGCUGGUUCCACUGGAGUCAGAGUUGCUGCCUGUAGAUGAAAUUCUAAACCAGCUCUCCAUAGAGUUACAGCUGCAGGAAGGCCAUGAGAAGGUAGCCGAACAGAUCAGCAGGGACGUGAGCCAGCUCUGCUCCCAGCUGGCUGCGCUGUGGAGCCGUUUCCUGGAGACAGCUGUGCUCAACCCCUACAUCCUGUCCUAUCUGACUCAGGAACAUCACACACUUAGGGUGAGAAGAUUCUCAGAGGCAUAUUUCUUCACCGAACACCCGAAAGAGAUCUGUUUGACGUUUCAGGAAGAACUAAUCAACAGACACGGCCAGAUAGCUGCAGAAGUGCGGAGCUCUGACUACUUGACCAAAAUGCCUCCUUUGCCCGUCGAGUGCCUGGACAUCGAUGGAGACUGGAACAGCCUGCCCAUCAUCUUUGAGGACAGAUAUGCAGAGUUUCUGCAGACAGAAACGGUAUCGCAUGUGCCAAUACUUGAAACCACCAAAGAAUUCUCCACCAAACGGAUUCUUCAUAGCAGCCAGGAAGCCAAAUCACCAGCAUUAUCCCGGCAUUCCUUGGACAGUGAAGAAUGCAUGGACACUCCCAUGCAUGUCGCAGUUAAAGCGGAUCAAAGGCAAAAUGAUGUAACAGAUACCCAGAACAUCAUCCAGACUGAGCACGAUACAGAAGAUUCCAUGGUUGACGAUCAGAAGUUGAAGGAACCAGCAGAAAGUCUUGGCAUUGCUGAUGAACCCUUUCCUACAGAUCCAUCUACUGGAGAGGGAGCUCUUGUUCUUUCCUCUGAUUGUACCAACAGUGGUAAAGAGUCUCCUGUUCUCAAUGGAAGAGAAAACUUCUCUGUACCUUGUGAUGGUAACAACCUUAGCACAACCACUGAACAAGAAAACACAGAAGAGGACAGUGAUGUCGCUAUGCCUUUAAAUCACUCGAUGGAUGACGACAGCGAAGAUGUUCCCCCCAACAGCGUGAGUCCUGCUUUGCCUCCAUUCCCUGGAGACCUCAGGAAAGAAACGACUCAUCGUGGAGGCUUGGUAAGCUCAAAGAUCAUGAAGCGCUCGUCGUCCGUAAUCUCAGACUCGGGUAUCGAGAGCGAGCCUAGCUCGGUGGCGUGGCCCAUGGAAGUUGUGCUUCGGGGACGACCUUCUCUAGAUUUCUCUAGUGAGCGGGAGAUCCCGAAACAAAUCGUGUUGGACCACCCAGUCCAUCGCAGCUGUCUGGAAGGCCUGCGGAUGGGGAGCAAUGGCAGCCUUCCAAGUGGAGGCAUAGAGGCCUCUCUCACCUCGAUUAGCUCCCUGCCCUACGAGGAGGACCAGCAAAAUCGGAAACUCAGCAAACUGACUAAGUCUGUCUCUGCACCACAAAUAAGCAGCCCAGAAGAUGUGGAGGAAGAUCAUAUUUUAAUCGGUUUGGAAAAAGACAGGACAAGCUCAGUGUGUCAGCAGGAUUUGGGCAUUUUGAACAUGGAUUCAGAACAAUCUGAGUUGUCUCAGCUAAGCCUAAACACUGACCAGACUGGUAGGAGCGUGGGCUCAGAAAAUUCAAACUCUCAGCAGGAUUUGUCAGAGACCUGUGGAAGAAAGUUGGUCUUAAGUGGCGUGUCUGACGUGUUACUUUCCCAAAACUCCAUAGAGAGGCUUUUCGUAGCGGCAAGUGGCAACCGGGGGGAUGAAAAGAACCGUCAAACACACAUGAAUGGAGAGAGCGCUUCAGUGGAAGAUGUGCAUCUCCUCGAAUCGGAAGUAGCUCCCUAUAGAUGUGGAAGCAAACCAUGUGUGUGUAAAAGUGCAGCAGAGCAGGGCAGCAGUAGCUGCGGAGAUGAUUGCCAGAGUUUCCACCAGAGUGAGCAGAGAGGCGUCGAGGAUAGACAUCUGGAUUCCCCACACAUGCCCCUGAAAAGCUCACAGUCCAACGAUCUUACCAACAGGAUCGCCGUCAGGCCCAGUGACCUCACAGGGCUGAGGGCCAUGGAAAUAACGUCGCCCCCUAACCUCAGCGGCACAUCAAUCAGUGACAAAGACCCUUUGGAAAGCCAGACCAAGGCCUCAAAAAUUCCUAACUCCGGGCUGGCCUUUGUGAAUAAGAAGAUGGUGGAGGUGGUGAACAUGUCUGUGUCCUGCGCCCCGACUUGCCUGCCGUUUUCAUCCGUCCUUAGAGACUCCCCCUCCGUCAGCGGCAUAUCUGCUCGCCAGGCUUCCUCGCCUAUUACCCAUCAGCCUCUGGGCUCCUUCGGUAUCAUCUCCUCAUCUUCGCUCAGCCCCUUGGCCACGGAUGAGGAGACCAAUGAACGGAUGCUGAGUUUCUACAAAGCCAAAGAGGAGCUUCUGAAAGAGUUGAAGUUCCAGGCCAGCUUGUACAGCGAUCUUCCUCUCCUGGCGUCAGAUCUGCCCUACUUCCCUCCUGAGGAGGACGACGAGGAGUUUGAAGACGGGAUACAUCUCGUGGUGUGUGUCCACGGUCUUGACGGCAACAGCGCGGACCUCCGACUGGUCAAGACGUUCAUUGAACUGGGCCUGCCGGGAUCCAGGCUCGACUUCCUAAUGUCUGAACGGAAUCAGGCCGACACGUUUGCAGAUUUCGACACCAUGACAGAUCGACUCCUGGAUGAGAUCAUUCAGCACAUCCAGCUGUACAAUCUCACUAUUGGCAGGAUAAGCUUCAUCGGCCACUCCCUGGGCAACGUCAUCAUCCGGUCAGUGCUGACCAGGCCUCGCUUCCGCUGCUACCUGCCCAGGCUGCACACCUUCCUCUCUCUGUCUGGUCCACACCUGGGAACGCUGUACAACAACAGCGCCUUGGUCAGCACAGGUCUGUGGUUAAUGCAGAAGCUGAAGAAGUCGGGAUCCUUGCUGCAGCUCACUUUCAGAGAUCAUGUUGAUCCGCGGAAAACCUUCCUCUACCUCCUGAGUCAGAAACCAGGGCUGCAGUACUUCAAGAAUGUGGUGUUGGUGGCGUCUCCGCAGGACCGAUACGUUCCGUUCCACUCAGCCAGGAUAGAGAUGUGCACGACUGCCCUGAAAGACAGGACCACAGGGCCCGUUUACACCGAGAUGAUCAACAACCUCCUGCAGCCAGUGGUGGAGGCCACGGAGUGCCGCCUGAUCCGGCAGAACGUGUUCCACGCCCUGCCAAACACGGCCAACACCCUGAUCGGCCGCGCUGCCCACAUCGCCGUCCUGGACUCUGAGCUCUUCCUGGAGAAGUUCUUCCUGGUGGCGGGGCUCAACUACUUCAAAUAGAGGCAGUGCAGCCACAGCUCACCAGAACCGAGUGGAGAGUCUAAGUUUUCUCAUUACUCUGUACAGUCCAUGUUACGAAUGUAAAAAAAAAAAGUCAGCUCUGUAAAUCCUACCUUUUAGGCUCGUUAGCCAUCGUCCUGAAAGAAUUAGUGUGUCAUGACUGUUCCUGUUGAAAACUCAGAUGAGUGUGAUUUGUAGCUUAUCCAACACGAAACAUCUGAGGGCGAUGAAGAGAAAAACGGAGGAUGUUUUGUCUGCCUUAUGAGUACGCUCUCAGCCAGAAACACAAGCAGAAGCUAACGGUGUUCCCUGCUUUCCCUUUAGACCUCAUUUAGAACAUUCUGCAUUUGCUGGUUGAUGAAUUCUUUCAGUAGGAGUCACACCGAUGUUAUUCUUCACACCGUCUGUAGAACCAAUGCAAUAGAUGUGCGGCAUUUAACCCUAUGAUUGUACAUGGAGUAUAUUGUUGUACAGGAAACAGUUCUUCCUUUAUACAAAAGAGAUAUAUUGUUUAAGAUGAUUUAUUUUUACGUAUCUACGGUGUAAGUAGUUCUUCUAAAUGUGAACUUCUGUGUCUUUGUGUGAACUCCACUGACGUUGUCCCAUGUGGGGAGAGGUGGAACGGGGUGUAGCUGAAAAUUGACUUCAUUCAUAUCCAUUUAGCUCAGUUGUCUAAAUAUUAAGUGAAAAGUGAAUUAUUUUAUAUUUCUAAAGACUUUUUGCAUUUUCUAAUCAGCAUCUGCAAUCAGCUGAUUCUAAUUAGCUAUCAAAACCCACACCAGCCAACAAAGCCACUGAAAACACUAAGCACUAAUAACGAAGUACUAGCAACCUUUCUCGAAGUCACAUUUAUAAAUAGCUGCCCAUUUAAAAAUGUUUAAAACAAAAUUACAAAGGAGUAACAUAAUACAAAGUUUCCAGGUUUGGCUAGAUGAUGACGUCCUUGCUUAGCGACAUAAUCAUUUAGCGACGGUGUGCAGGUGUUACACUCAACAUUUUAGAAACAAAGGCCCAAAAAAGUUUUGGGUAACACAAACAAAAGAACCUGAACUUGAUCUGUUUUUGGAUAAGCUUGGAGUAUUUAUUUAUUUAUUUUUUUUACUAAAUUUUUGCACUUCCUCAAAGUAAGUGAAGCAUCCAGUAAAUGCAGGGACUUAAUUUUUCUCCACUCUGAAGCAGGAUAUUUCUGAGUCUAUCCAGAGAUGAAAGAAAGUCUGUUACAAUAUGGGAUUUAUGCUUCUUAAACACCAUCCAUAUUAAGUGACUUUGUCUUUCUAUAGCUCUGGUCCGAUGACGACAACUUCAGACAGAUUAAUCUAAAAGCAGGUGGUGAAAAUAAUUCAGGGUUUUACAUCAUGAGGAUAUGCCUGUAGUCCAUCUGGUUGGAUUAAUCAGGAUUUAUAGAUAUGUAUAGCUGAGUAUCAUCAGCAUAACGAUGGGACCUUAUCCCAUGUUGUGAUACUUUGACCAUGUGGAUUAUUUAUAUGUGCAAGUGAUCCAAACUCUAAACUCUGUGGUACUCCAUCCUGGUGCAUGUGGACGGUUUGUCAUCGACAUGAACAAACUGAAGCUUAUAACACAGAUUGAAUGCAUCCAUCAGAUUACUUCAAGAAUUCUGGAUGAGAAAAAACAAAACAUUAGAUAUAGGAAGGUAAUACAUGAAGAAGUAUUAAAUCUGAACAGACUGCAUUCUAGAGGUAUUUUAGUUAUGAGUUACUGUACAACUCCAACAACAGGUGUUGACCUCAGAAGUGUGACUUUUAGGCUGUUUUGAAAGCGUAACAUUUUGCAAUAAAUGUUCCCUCUGUGUUUAUAUUAAACAAUGAAUAUGCUUGUAAAAACAAACCAGCUUUCAGAUUCUACCCUGCAGCUUUGGGUUUAGCUUGUACCACUUGUUUUUUGUACAGAAACCUACACCAACAACAGAACAUUCCCUGUAGUCAUAGGGCAAGAAGUCUAGAAACACGUUUCUACAAAAAAAGGCUGGGUACAACCCAAGUGUCAGGACAUACCAUUAGAGUCCAAUGCUACUGGCACCCACUAGUGUUACUUGUUAGCCCAGAAAGUGUUUUCAUGUCUUGUAAAAUUCUAAAUGAUUACAUUUUUCCGACCAGCCAAUAUGUGAUCUUUAGCUAGAUUCAAUGACAACAUAUUGGGGUCACUGUGGAUAAAAAAACCUCAGAAAUUUGGAAGACAAUUUCAGACAUUUUCUAGAAAAAAAAAAUUGGAUGUUCAAAAGCCUAAAACUUUAUACGUUUGGAAAUAUUUGACUUUUUAAACUCAGAUAUUUCCUUUUUUUUUUCUAAAAAUUUAAUUUUAUUUUUUUUGUAAAUUAUUUUUUCCGCCCUAAUAUGGCACCAUAAGAUUCACUAUGAUCAACAUGCUGGCGGCUUCACUUAAAAACCAAAAAUCAGAAAAACUUUUGACAGUUUUUCGGUUUGGUUCUGAAAUACUUUUAUCAAAAAUAUGCUGCUUUGUGCAUUUACUCUUCCAGUAUUUAUCUAAAUGAUUUUGUCCAUCUGGUAGCUACUGAGGCUCGGUCAGGCAGUUGAGCUGAUUAUUUAGUCCAAUUAUUUGUGGAAGCAUGACUACCCCAAGCUAUGAGAUCAACCUAUUGUGAAGGAUCUCUAUUAGUUAUGAGACAAACAGUAAACAGGCUCACUAAUAUAAUCAAGCUUAUAUAAUGAGAGACAGAAACAUGACAAAUUACUACAACAUUGUGGUCCAAUAGCCAUCGUUUUCCUAAUGAGCCAUUUUUUAAUGUCUCGAUUAAAAUCCUCCUUUGACAGCCACAGAUUUUUAAUAAGGGUAGAUUAGCAUUUCAGUGCUGUCAUUUUUCAGGAAAUUUAAAUGAUUUUGAAUGAACUGCCACGAUUUACCUCCGUUGUUUUCGAAAUCAUCAUGAUGCGUAUCAAAAUGUCAUCAGCAUAAUGAGAGAUAUUUUUUUUGAUUUCUUUGCUACAUGCACACUGCAUGAUGUGGUUUUCAAGGGGUUUUGUGAAAACUCCCGUCCAUCUUGUUGCGUUUACAUUUUCCGAAACUGGAAACGUUUCCUUAGGCAUUUCAUAUCCAGCAGCGCUGCGUGACAUGGAUCUGCUGCGUAAUGUAUUUCUGUACAUACAGAGAGCUAUAUUUUAACCUUUGCACUGGUUUGUUGGCAAGUGCACUUUAGUGACAACCUUGAAUCAACCUCUACUAGCUUAAAAAAAAUACAAACAGCUUUUUGUGUGUGUGGUUACUGUUAGAAAAUUGCACUUGCUUCUUUUGGUCUGAAGGUCGUGUCGUGGGCUUAUUGUGAGAGGUAAAGUCUGGUCUCAUCUGUUCGGCCGUCGUCUCGUUAUCAAAAUGUUCGCUGUCUUGCAGAACAACUGAUAACUUGACAGAGUGUUUUUUUUUUGUUGGGAAAGCUGUUACAUUGUAAGCAGUGAUGGUCACUAGCUGUGUUUCCAUUACAAAUGUGCGCAAAUCUGUGUCUACAAUAAUGUCGAAAACACAAUUCCACAAUUGGCGUUUCCAUUAAAUAAUAAAUGAAAUCAAAAUCACACGUGUUCACACGACAAGUUUUCAAAAAUCUUGGCUGCGACAGAUGUAAACAUUUACAUGAGAUGUAUUCAUAAUUCAGCGCUGAUCAGCCAAUCAGAGGAGACGUCUUAUUCAGGUGCUGGAGCAACAAACCCCGCCUACUUGGGAGCGGGUAUGUGUGAGGCGUUUUGGGGAAAUUGUAGUCGACAUGUUGCAGAAUGACACGGAUGUCUGAAAAAAACAAAAGUUAAGCAUCAUCCUCCUCCUCUGUUCUGUCGUUAUCUUUGUAACAUCUGGUUGUUGAUCACGUGACUCGUGUGAUCCGAAAAAUUUUGAUACAACAGAAAAAAACCACCUGAUCUUAGCGCAAAAACUUAUUGAGGAACACAAGUUUUUCUGAAUUGCCAUGUUUCUAUUAAGCAAAUUUAUUUGCGUAAUUCCAAUUUGAGCAAUUUUACUGUCAAUGGAAACGCAGCUGGUCACAUGGCCGUAGUUUUGAAGCAGAGACUGUCUUCAAAACGCCACAACGCAAAGCUGCCACGCCUCAUUUUGCUACUCACACACCCCGAUACACACGCUUUGUCUGGAUGAGGCUCGAGCCUGUGUGUGUUACAGGUCUCCCGUGUUUGGCCACUAAGAAUAAAUGCAGAGAAAAAAAGGGUUGAGUGUGCCCUUCAAAGUUAGCUACAAAAUGGUUUCCUGCUCUGUUGGAAGGGUGAAUUGUCACAAGAAUUACAAAAUGACAUUUAUAGUUUUGAAGUCCGAUCAGACAGUGGAAAACAGUGUUUGUUACGUACAGCUCAGUAGCUGUAAAAGAGUGUGCUGAUGUUGCUAAUGGUACAUUUUGAGGGGUUCCCCAAACCCAGCUCGUCCUUUUUAGUUUCUCUGUCAACCUUCAGAACUAUGUGACUUGAGCCUCUCUGUAUUCAGUCGCCCUUUACUGGAGUGCGUGAAUUAUUUAUGUGUUCUCUACACCGUUGCUCGGCUACCUUUCCUGUGUUUGAACUGAAUGUAAAAAAGUUUGAAGUCACUUUGAGGAACUUCCAUUGAUUUCCUCUUACUUACAUACAUGUAUUGUACCUUAACUAGUACUACAUCUGUGCCAAUAUUACUGAAAUAUUUUUAUAUGUUGCUGACCAUACUGUAUGUACUCUGAAGUAGCUUGUGUUCUAUGUAUCAAAUUAAAAAUACUAUAUAUAUGUAUAUAUAUCAUAGUAUUAUCCAAUGAAGUUAGAAAUAAAAAGUAUUCCUUUUGCAUUCCGUUUA